GAAGAUUUCAAGUGGUCGUCAGAACUAGAAGGAACAAUUUUAGCCGCGUAUAAUUUUGGUUUCAUAGCAUCACCAAUACUUGGUGGCUACAUAGCUGGACAUUUCGGAGGGAAACGUGUAAUAGCAUUAUCAUUACUUAUUGGUUCAUUAACAACCAUUUUAACUCCAGUGGCAGCACGUGCUAAUGAUGCCUUAUUAAUAUUCAUGAGAGCAUUGGCUGGUCUUGUCAUGGGAGCAGUAGAUCCAGCAAUACAAGCUCUAUGGUCCCAAUGGGCACCGAAAUAUGAGAAAACACAACUUACAGCUUUAUCUUAUUCAGGACUAAGUAUAGCCGGGAUAACAACAUUUCUAGUUUCUGGUUACUUAUGUACAAUUCCAUUAGAUCAUGGGUGGCCUUUUAUAUUUUAUGUUUUUGGUGGGUUUGCUCUACUACUAGUUUUUCCAUGGUUAUAUUUUGUGUACGAUUCCCCAGAUGUACAUCCUCGUAUUGAAAUGGGCGAGAUUAAACAUACACAUAAUGGAAAAACAACCUCAUCAAACAAAAAAAUUCAUCCACCAUGGGGUAAAAUCUUGACAUCAAUGGCAUUUUGGGCAAUAAUAGUGGCCCAUAUCACAUAUUCCUGGGUGACAUCAUGGGUCUUGGCAUACUUACCAAAAUACAUGAAAAAUAUUCUUAAAUUUGACGUAGAAGAGGAUGGUAUAGCAUCGUCCAUGCCGUUUGUAGGUCGACUAUUAUCAGGUUAUUUAUGUGGCUAUAUAUCAGAUUGCUUAUUAAAAAGAUAUGUUUUUAAAACUGCAACAGUACGUAAAAUGUUCCAAGUUGUUGGCUGUUUUGGUUGUGCAGGAUGUACCCUAGCUAUCAGUUUUCUAGGUGUUGAAAAUCGUAUCCUAUGUGUAGUCUUGUUAGUGCUGGGAUUAACAUUCCAGAAUUUUACCUCAGUGGCUUUUCGUAUAAACCAUCUAGAUAUAGCACCUAGGUUUGCCGGAGUAUUAAUGGGCGUGACAGUAACAGUUGCUAUGUUAUCAGCUCUUUCAGCACCAUUUAUAACAUCAGCUAUUAUAGUCGAGGACACACCAGAAGAAUGGAAAUAUGUGUUUUGGGUAGUGGCGGGGCUUAACAUAGUUGGUGCCGUUUUCUUUGUUAUGUUUGCACAAGGCGAAGUCCAACCGUGGGCAGAAUGUUCAGAUGUUAAGGUUGUCGAGCUGUCAGCAGAAUCCAAUAAUAAUAGUCCCAACGUUAUCAAACACUUAAAUUCAGAUCUGCCAAAUUACAAUGACAUCACUAACAGAGGAGGUGUCGUAAAUCCCGCAUUUACAAUUCAAGACGAAAGAUCAUCCAAAUCGUUCAAAGUGCCAGAGAUACAUGACAACAGUAACAAAUUAUAA
Messenger RNA from Lottia gigantea (owl limpet), 1386 nucleotides. RefSeq lists its product as hypothetical. Lineage: Eukaryota; Metazoa; Mollusca; Gastropoda; Lottiidae. Gene Ontology annotation, molecular function: transmembrane transporter activity. The transcript is spliced from 9 exons. The annotation marks the transcript as partial. Gene Ontology annotation, biological process: transmembrane transport; monoatomic anion transport. The record is from RefSeq and is a predicted model, not a curated record.